Alternaria metachromatica is the source of this 693-nucleotide messenger RNA. RefSeq lists its product as uncharacterized. Lineage: Eukaryota; Fungi; Ascomycota; Dothideomycetes; Pleosporales; Pleosporaceae. The transcript has 2 exons. The coding region runs from base 1 to 693 and encodes 230 amino acids. The record is from RefSeq and is a predicted model, not a curated record.
AUGUGCAAGCUCUUCGGUCUGAGAAAGACUUCCAAGGUAGCAGCCAUUCUAAUGACCCAGCGCAUUUAUUUCCAUCUUAAUCACCCUAUCCGCUAUGUCCGCAUUGUCGGCGUCGUCGUAGCGAUCGAUGACAUCAACCUCAAAUACACGGCUCUCACUAUCGACGACGGAAGCGGCGCGACCAUCGAGCUAAAGAUCGUACGAUUACCUACUGCCGAGCAGAACCCGGUCGAUACGUCCUCCGACACGAAGAUCAAGAACCUGAACAUCGUCAGUCGAUUCGGCAUCUUCGACGUCGUCGUGGACGGCGAAGCCCUAGACAUUGGCACAGUUGUAAAGGCAAAGUGCCUCAUAUCCGAGUUCAGGGGCGCAAAGCAACUGGACUUGCAGCGCAUUCAGAUUGUCAAAACGACCAACGAAGAAUCACAAGCUUGGGCCGAGACUGCUGCAUUCAAGCAAGCAGUCUUGUCGCGACCAUGGCGUAUAACGUCAGCCGAGCACAAGAAGAUAAAGCAUGCGAUCAAAGCGGAAAAGAAGAAAGAACAGGAUAAUGAGCGACUGCAGGCGGAAUACAAAGUCAAGAAAGAGGAGCGAAGGCUGGCGAAGGAGGCAUACCUUGCGCAGAGGGAAAAGAAGCUUGAGGCACGACGGAGGAAGGAGGAGGUCAUGCUGAAUAGCGGUGCCUUGAUAUGA